This is a messenger RNA of Vigna umbellata (rice bean), 1596 nucleotides long. It is a transcript of the gene QWRF9, whose product is annotated as QWRF motif protein (DUF566). The record is from RefSeq and is a predicted model, not a curated record. Gene Ontology annotation, biological process: spindle assembly. Gene Ontology annotation, molecular function: microtubule binding. Gene Ontology annotation, cellular component: nuclear microtubule; cytoplasm. Lineage: Eukaryota; Viridiplantae; Streptophyta; Magnoliopsida; Fabales; Fabaceae.
UUAUAAUGCGACGGUUACACUCAAAAACCUGGGUUUCCGCAUUCCACCGUAACGCUCAAAACAUCCUUCCCAUUUAGCAUUUUCUUCAUUUUCAAUUCACUCUUUUUGUUCUUUGCUUUUCCCGUAGCCCAAUUCAGAAACUCGUUCAUGACACUAUCCGGACAACAAUGGUAGAAGCUGCAAUCUCCACGCCCAAAAAACUCGCGCCUCGUUACACCUCAUCGUCCUCGUCUCCUCGGUCGCCGUCGCCGUUCACGCCCAAACGAUCACAGUCGGUGGAGCGAAGACGACCCGGCACUAGUGGCGCCACCCGCACGACGUCGUCUUCUGCCAAAAUACUUCCAGCUUCCGCGAUAACAAGAAGCCUAUCCGUGUCGUUUCAGGGGGAGUCGUUCUGGAUCACCGUCAACAAAGCCAAACCGACAACCAACGUCGUUUCCUCUCCCAAACUCGUCGCGCCGAGAAAAUCGCCGUUGGACGGCGCAUCGUCUCCGCGAGGAGUUAUAAAUAGCAGGGGCCAGGUUUCUUUUAUUCGUCCUGCUUCACCGAACAAGGUUUCUAAUGCAGUGCCAGCCUCUUCUUCUUCUUCCAGAGGUGUGAGCCCCCUGAGGCUCGGAAACGGAGCGUCCUGUAACGAGCCUUCUGUUUUGAGUUUUGCCGUUGAUGUUAAGAGAGGGAGGGUGGGAGAGAACCGAAUUGUGGAGGCGCAUUCGCUGAGGCUUCUCCAUAACCGCCUCUUGCAGUGGCGUUUUGUCAACGCCAGAGCAGAUUCUGAUCUCUCUGCACGGAAAUCCAAUGCUGAGAAUUGUCUCUAUGAUGCUUGGGCAUCUACCACUAAACUACGAGAAUCUGUGAGUUCCAAAAGGAGAGAGCUACAAUUGCUGAAGCAUAAAUUGAAGCUGGUUUUCAUUCUCAAAAAGCAAAUGGUUUAUUUGGAAGAUUGGGCUAUUUUGGAUCAAGUUUACAUAAGUUCACUUGCCGGAGCUAUUGAAGCAUUAAAGGCCAGCACUCUCCGGCUCCCUGUUGUUGAUGGGGCCAAGGCAGAUGUACAUAAAGUGAAGGAUGCUGUUUGUUCAGCUGUGGAUAUAAUGAAGGCCAUGGGAUCCUCCGUAUGCUUUUUGUUACCGAAGGUUGGAUACUUAAAUUCUUUGGUGGUCGAAGUUGCCAACUUGAUUACAAAGGAGCAUGUUUUGCUUGAUGAGUGCAGACACCUUUUAUCAAUGGUAACAACCAUGCAGGUUAGAGAGUGUAGCCUUAGAACGCAUAUUUCACAACUAAAGUGCUUACCGGAAGCUCAACAUCGAAAGUAACAAAGCACAAAACUGUAUGUAUGACCAAGCUCACAUUCUUUGUAAGUUAUGAUUUUGCGUGCUACCAAUUGCUGUGCUUAUCUUGGCCUCGCAUCAAUGCAUACCAUACCUGUAUGAUGCUUUAAGAUGCAGCUUUAUUUAUAUACGCCUUUUUUUCUUUUUCCUAUUGUUAUUUUAAAAAGGUCAAAAUGAUGUAUAUAACUCGUGUAGGAUGUUAUAUUUUAGUUUAAUCUUUUUAUCUGUCGUGUAAUUAGCUCAUUAAUGGUAUAAUUAUGAUGCCGUUAAC